GGGCGGAGUCCAGGCGGGCGCCGGCUGAGGGAGGGGGUGCGGUGGCUCUGGAGUCCAGCGCUCCCUGAGGCCGUGGACGUGAUGCUGGCUGCUGUGGGUCGGGCGGCUGGGCCAGCGGGGAUGUGACGGGCGGCCCCUCGCCUCACCUGCCGUCCUUUGGCCUGCAGGUCGCUGGGCGACCCGCAGCCGGGCCGCGGCUGAGGAGGCAGCGCGACCUCCGCACGAUUUUGUCAAAUUUUAAGAACAAAUGCACCGUAUAGCUCAUGGAAGAAAAAACACAAAUCAAGACUUUUUUGGGUUCCAAGUUGCCAAAGUAUGGAACAAAACCUGUAAGAAGUACACUGCAGCCAAUUCCAAAUGGAAAACCUGUUAAUUUAUUGGGAACGUCCAAGAGUAGCAAUGCCAAAAGUUACAUCAAAAAUAAUGGCUCUGAUUGUUCAUUGUCCCAUUCAUUUAAUUGGAGAACGGCAAAUAAAUACCAAUUUAGUGCACAAAGUCCUGAAGAGCCUAACGGUACUCAGAGUUCACAUGAUAAAGAAAUUGAUCCUGAAAAACAUGCACCUGCUCAAGGAAUGUUUGAUAAAAAUGGGAUGAAGGGAGGUUUGAAAAGUAUUUCUUUACUCACAUCAAAGUUAGCAAAGCCAUCUACUAUGUUUGUGUCAUCUGCAGAAGAGUUAAACCAAAAGUCUUUGUCUGGACCGUCUAAUUUGGGUAAAUUCACCAAAGGCACAUUAUUAGGAAGGACUUCAUAUGCUUCAGUCAGUGCUCCAAAAUCGCAGUUGAAUGGAUUUUAUGGAAACCGAUCAGCUGGUAGCAUACAAAGGCCUAGAGCAAACUCCUGUGCCACCAGAAGCAGUUCUGGAGAAAGCUUAGCACAAUCCCUAGAUAAUAUUAAAUCUCUUGCUUGUGAAAAAAUGGUUAGGUCACAGAGUUUUUCACAUUCCAUUCAGAAUUCAUUCCUUCCACCUUCAUCUAUAACCAGAUCACAUUCCUUCAAUAGAGCUGCAGAUCUUACAAAGCCUUAUCAGAAUCAACAGCUACCCAUUAGAGUGCCUCUGAGGUCAAGUAUGCUAACAAGAAAUUCUCGGCAGUCAGAAGUACUCAAUGGGAAUGAACAUUUAGGGUAUGGAUUUAAUAGGCCUUAUGCUGCUGGUGGAAAGAAGUUGGCUUUACCAAAUGGCCCGGGUGUAACUUCCACAUUGGGUUAUAGGAUGGUUCAUCCCUCUCUACUGAAAUCUGGCCGACCUCCAUUUUCUGGGACUAUCACAGUUGAUGGUAAUAAAAAUUCACUGGCUGACACAUGUAUAGAGGAAGAUGCUGUACUUGUGGCUAAGGACAGAGCUAAGGAUAAGGACCAAGAACUAAUUGAAAAUGAUAGUUAUAGAACAGAAAAUGACCAGACCAUGAAGCAUGAUGCUAAAAUUAGAUACCUGAGUGAUGAUGUGGAUGACAUUUCAUUGUCUUCUCUGUCAUCUUCUGAUAAGAAUGAUUUAAGUGAAGACUUCAGUGAUGAUUUUAUAGAUAUAGAAGAUUCCAACAGAACUAGAGUAACUCCAGAGGAAAUUUCUCUCAAAGAAGAAAAGUGUGAAAAUGUACCACCGAAGGAUAUAUUUGAUUCCCCCAAGGAAAAUGAAAAAUCCUUCAGUAAAACUGAUGAGUGGAUAGAUAUAAGUGUCUCUGUUGAAGACAGGAGUGAAUGUUCAAAACAUGCUUCUGGAAACAACUUGAUUUCACCAGAUACAGAUUACAGAGCUGGUUCUUCAUUUGAACUCUCUCCAUCUGAUAGCUCUGAUGGAACGUACAUGUGGGAUGAAGAGGGCUUGGAGCCCAUUGGAAAUGUCCACCCAGUUGGGAGCUAUGAGUCCUCUGAGAUGAACAGCAUAGAUAUUCUGAAUAAUCUUGAAUCAUGUGACCUUGAGGAUGAUGACCUUAUGCUUGAUGUGGAUCUGCCUGAGGAUGCACCUCUUGAGAAUGUGGAGUGUGACAAUAUGAACCGCUUUGACCGAUCAGACAGAAAUGUUCGGCAGUCUCAAGAAGGAUUUUGGAAAAGGCCACCCCAGAGGUGGAGUGGACAGGAACAUUACCACCUUAGCCAUCCUGACCACUAUCAUCACUAUGGAAAAAGUGACUUGAGCAGAGGCUCUCCCUAUAGAGAAUCUCCUUUGGGCCAUUUUGAAAGCUAUGGAGGGAUCCCCUUUUUCCAGGCUCAGAAGAUGUUUGUAGAUGUACCAGAAAAUACAGUGAUACUGGAUGAGAUGACCCUCCGGCACAUGGUUCAGGAUUGCACCGCUGUAAAAACUCAGUUACUCAAACUGAAACGGCUGCUGCAUCAGCAUGAUGGAAGUGGUUCAUUGCAUGAUGUUCAACUCUCCUUGCCAUCUAGUCCAGAACCAGAAGACGGUGAUCAGAUAUACAAGAAUGAAGAUUUAUUAAAUGAAAUAAAACAACUUAAAGAUGAAAUAAAGAAAAAAGAUGAAAAAAUCCAACUAUUAGAACAUCAGCUUGCAACUCGGUGUAACUGCCAUCAAAAAUCUAAAGAGGAAAAAUGCACAUAUGCUGAUAAAUAUACCCAAACACCCUGGAGAAGAAUUCCUGGUGGGUAUUCUGCCCCCUCCUUCUCUCCUUGGCAGGGCUCCUUCCAAGGCAUCCCACGGACUGUUCCACCGCACCGCAGACAGACCUCAAGUACUACAGCCUUCCAGCAGCCUUCCCAGACCCACAGACCACGCCCAGGGAAAACUAGUAAAGCCACAACAUAUCGAGGCCCACAGUGAGUGCAUAAUCCAGGGCAUACAUCAGGCUGUUGCACCUCUGGAUGAAAGCUUUACACAUGGCUUGCAACAAGAAAGCAGCAGUGGUCUGGAAGACCGGCCUUUUUCAUCAAGCCCACAAUUCACUAAGGAUGUGGUGGAGAGUACACCUUCUGAAGCAGACUUGAACAUGACCAUGAAUGCUCAAGAGCCUUAUCAUUUGGCAAAUAAUCAAAUUAGUGACAUGCAGUUUGUAACCACUUCUCUUCAGACACCUCCCCAGUCAAGUAUAGUAGACCAGGCUAAGAGAGUUGGAAGAAAUCAGUCUUCACCAGAGGGCUACACAUCUCAGCCCAAGUCCUUGAAGCUUUUUAAGCCAUCCAUCUUGAAUUCUGUGGUACCUCCUCCAGUUCCUGAAACGUGUCCAAGUGGGAAUCCCACUUGUAAGAAGUCACCAAUAACCACACCAUGUAAUUCUGCAAAACUCCAGCCAACAUCUAGUCAAACAAAUCUUGCAAAUAAUCCAAAUCCAAAAGCGUCUAAGCUCCGCCCCCCUGCUGGCUCUUUCAAACAAAAACAAAUAAGCAACCCCCGACUAGAGCCUCAAAACUUCCAGGCCAAGACAAGCAUCCCAAGGCCACUAACAAGAAGAAAAGAAAUCAUGCAGAAUCCUAAUGACAAUUUGAAUUCUGGGGAUUGUUUGGCCUCUAAUCAAUAUUCUCGUCUUCCUAAACCAAAGAUACAUUAAGCAUAGCCAUCACCUGCCAAUUUGUUUUUUUUAAAAAACAGUCUGUAAUAGCUUUAUGUGCAGUUUGCUACUGUGAUGGAGGUUCCAUUAAAAGCUUGCAAAUCUAAAAAUUAAAAUGUGGAAGCUUCUACUAGUUUGGCUCUUCCAUUUUAUAUCCUGGUUGAAGUACAUAGUAUUUGAGCAUAUUUGUCUCAGGUAAACACAAAAGUUUGCUUACCCAUUCAGAGGUCUACAGAAGGCUCUAAUCAUGUUAUCCAUCCCUCUGCACGUCAGAAAAUUCAUAAUAUUCCACUUAGCAGGCAACAAAUGUGCUUUGCUGAUUUAGUCCUUUUAAGGUCUGUAUUAAUUGUGGUUGUCAGAGCCUCACCCUUUUUCACUCAUCCCUCCUGUGAAUAUGGUUACUAUUUUAACUAAAGAUUUGGUGAUAACGGAAGAUGGUAGUCUGUAAGUAGAGUUCUGGCCAGUGAUUUGUAUAUUUAAAAGGUCUAUGCAAAAGCUCUGUGAUGAAUACAGGAGAUCAGGCUUUUAUUGGGAAGUUUAUGUAAGUUUUAUUUUUCUUUGCUAUAGUCUCAAUAUUUAUUUACCAGACAAAUUCCCCUGGCUAAAAAUGUUUCAUAUUAUAUAUAUAAACCAAUUAUAUGUUGCUUUAACAUCUUGUUUUACACACACACACACACACACACACACACACACACACCCCAUUUGUGUUUGUUUUUGUUACUGAAUAAAUUUUGGAAAGCUCGAGUGAGGAUACAUCUUGAAACCUGACAUAAAGAUGUAUUCAUUUGUAACAUAUGUUGGUGCUGGAGUUUUGCUGGUAAUUCCAUUUUGAACCCUAUCGGCUUAUGGAUCCAUGAUAGCUGUUUUGAGGUUCCACAGUAUAUAUCUUAAAUUAAGUCUUUAUUGUAAUGUUUAUAUUUAUUGACUUUCUGCUAAUAUCUGAAGACUGGAAUAAUGGACUUGAAAUGUUUGCACAGAACUUUGAUGGGAUAUAAAUAUCCCAUAUAUAGGGAUUUAAAACUAUUUUCUAUAGCAAAGCGAGUUAAAGUAUUUUGAGUAUAAUUAUAAAUUUAAGUAAGACUAUCUUGAGAAAACCGGAAUUCAUAAUAGCUGUGUUUUUUUGAGUUUUCCAGGUUUCCCUUUUAUGUUGGUGUAUGUUUGAAUGACAAUUUCUUGAAAGUAGAUUUGGGAAGAAAAAGAAAAUUGGAAAGGGGAAAUUAUGUUUUAUUAAAAGGUAUUAAAAGAUAUUUCAAUGGCAAUAUGUUUAUUUAUUUUAAUGUGCUAGGAAGGUAGCUGUGGAACUGCCAAGGGACCAUAUGCAUUAACCUAAUUAUGCUGCAGGCCGCUUGUCGGGUGGUUCAGUAAAUUUGCCCUCCUGUUUUCCCAAAUCAUGACAUCUCUAGGCUGUUCAACUGUUGCUGCUUUUGUUAGAAUUAAUGUCUUUCACACAGAUAGUAUUUACAGUGUCAAUUUUUGUUGUGAUCAGCUGACCAAAAAUUUAUCGAAAGGGUUUAUGGCCAAAAAAUCAGUCACUCAAAUUCCUAGGGAUCCCUUUAAAACAAUGUACAUCGCCCCAUUUUAGAGGAACAACACAGCAAGUACCCUAGCGGAAAUUUGAAAAGAGGUGUUUACUACCAUUUGAUGCAAUCUUCCCUUACCUAUAAGGAACCAUUUGAGUGAAUUUGCCAUUCACCGGAUAUCAGCCAUUCUUGGAUUUGGUAAGAGGUGAGCAACACAAAUCUAGUAUCAUACUCUCAUCUGACAGCACUUCUGCCAGAGAAGCACUAAAGUUUAGAAAGUUUUUCACAUAGUCCAGAUACCGUUACUAUGCUAAGCGAUCAGACAUAUCAGGAAGGCUCUUUUUUCUUCAUAGGGACAAGCAGUAAUAGCUGAAGCUGUAAGUGGGUACAUGUGGUUUUUAUUUUGAAGGAGAAAGAAAACUGAUCUCAGGUAUUGCAAAUGGGGUGUUUCCCUAAAGUAAAGCAUACUGAUUAGGAGGUCUUGGUUUAUUUAGAAAUUGAUAUAAACUCUUGUGAAACAAUAUUAACAAGUAGGCCUUUAUCUUUAGGGGAAAAUCUUUAAAUUUUUACUUUAUUUUUAACCCCCUAGUUUGAGGGAAAUGUCUUUAUUAAAAAUGUUGACCCCUGCAAUAUGUUUAUUCUAACCCUUUUCCUGCUCUGUUUUUUAUCCCUGAUGAAUUUGCAGAAAUAUUAAUCCAUCAGUUCAAUUUCUCUGUACCUUUGUUGAGCCUUAAUCUUGGCAGAAGGCUCAUUAAUAUAAUUAUGAAGCAUACUAUUACAUUUAAGAGAAAAAAAUCUAGGAUGCUUGCACGAAACAACAAAGUAUUUGCCUGCUGUUUUCUUUAAAAACUGCAAGAAUAUUAUGCUAGUCUGCUCCUUAGUAAAUGUUAAGUCAGAAAUGAGGUGAGGCUGUAGCUCACCUGAAUAAUCAGAGCUCACUCAGAUUUGGCUUGAUCUCUCUUUAGUGCUUCUGUAAGUCAACUCUGUGCCAAAUCCUCCUGCACAGGAACUCAGAUCACUCUUUUCCUUGGUUCUUGUGAUUUCGGUGAAGAUGGUGGCAGUGUAUGAAUUCUAAAUCCCAAGGAAGAAGUCUUAUGGGCAUUGGUUAAGUUUCACAUUGGUGAAAGAGAAAAUAGAGUAUGUAGAAUUAUACAUUUGGCUGUUAAUGGGAUGCAUAUAAAAUUCCUUAAAGACAGCUUGGCUAAGGAGUUAAUCAGUACAGGUGCAGAUGAUUUUAAGGCAUUAAAGGAUUGUAUAGUAAUAUCAUUUAGAAUGUUUCUAAUAACUGAGACCCUCUAGCAUUUUUCUUUUGGAGUCUCAUUUUAAUUUGUGCAAUAUUUUCAGGCAUAUAGACUACUGUUCAUUGUAUUUAUAUAGAUGUUAGGGAACUUUACUAAGUAUUUUAACAAGUAAAAAUCUGAAUAUGAAAGAAAAUAUCAGAUUUGCACUUUAAAUGAGCUUAAUUGCUUGGAGUUGUGCCUGAAAUAUCGAAAUGCCUCCUAUCGGGUGUGGCUUUCUUUGUUGAAAUGAAUUUCUCUAUAAUUGUUGCUGUUCGAAGUACAGCCUUUCACAGUUGUAUUCUAAGCAUGUCACUUUUUCCAUUAAAGCACUGAGUUCUUUGAAUGUUUCAUUGUCCCCUUAAGUAUUUUACUCAGAUGCAUCAGAGAGAACAUGGUCCCCCUAGAGCUGUCACUUCUAAAUCUUCCUGUAGCAUGGAUGGUGUAACAGACACAGAGAUGCACUCUUCAUUUCUGAGCGGAGUUGUCAUGAUGGUUUCCUGGUCUCUAGGGCACUGAAGAUGUAAUUUGGAAUCACCAAAUAGGCUUGCAGUGAAGAGCAGUAAGACUGCAGCAUAGUUUCAGUUUACUCUCAAUCUUACAUAAUAGUUUUUGUGUUUAUGAAUUAGUUGGGGUGGUUAUGUUUGCAUGCUUAUGCACACAUUUGAACAUUAAUUAUAGCUGUAAUACAGAUACCUGAUGUUUUUCCUUGGGGAUGAUGGCCUUGCUAUUUUUCUUAAUUCUGAUGCCUGAAUUAUAUUUUAAAAUUUUCUUUCCACACCUCCCUUCAAUUUUUCUGCUGCAGCAAUUCGAAAGAGUAUGUUUGGGUAAAUGAUUAUGAUGGUGAGCACCAAUCUACAACUAUGCUGUUAAAGAUACAUCAGAUGUUUAAACUUUGUUGGGGGAAAGCUACCCACUUUCUCCUUGGUAAACCAUCGCCAUAACAAAAUAAUACUGACCCUAAGAAUUUAAAAUCUCUUAAGUCACUGCUGACUAAAAACAGAAACACCACGAUCUUUAAUGUCUGCAGUAUUGUUUUUCCCAUUGAUUUAAAAAACCAGUUCAGAGUAAAUACUGUAUAUUAGAAUUUGCU
This is a messenger RNA of Balaenoptera musculus (blue whale), 7388 nucleotides long. RefSeq names its product coiled-coil serine rich protein 2 (gene CCSER2). Gene Ontology annotation, biological process: microtubule bundle formation. Gene Ontology annotation, molecular function: microtubule binding. Gene Ontology annotation, cellular component: microtubule cytoskeleton. NCBI's taxonomy places the organism in Eukaryota, Metazoa, Chordata, Mammalia, Artiodactyla, Balaenopteridae. The transcript has 11 exons. The record is from RefSeq and is a predicted model, not a curated record. Bases 264 to 2774 code for a protein of 836 amino acids.